CCAACAGCAAUAGCUUUCCAGAGCUUAAAGAAAAGUUUUGUUCCAAUUUUCCUAAUCGUUGAAUGUUCGUUCUCAGUGCAGGACAACAGGCAACUAACUGGAAGUGAUUGAAACUGAAUUCGUGAAUAUUUUGACAGUAACGUCGAAGAUGAACAUCUUCAUGCACAGGUGCCCGUUUCUGUUGCGAGUUCCUCCUGUCUUCCUCCAGAAAGCAGGCCAAUCUCUGUUCAUCUAUGCUCAACGCUGUCCCGUGAUGUUUCGCCCACUGUCUACAAGUGCCCACAUAAAGUGGCUAAAAAAGAAGGAACCAUCUGAUCAGGGAACACUGAUUGCAUCAGGGUUUUCCCGUACAAAGGCAGUGGUUCAGUACUCCAAUCAGGCUGCUGCACCCAAUGAUGCCAGCUUCAGUGCUAACUGUCCUUUCGUGGAAUGGGAGAUCAAAAAGGAUAUCAACAUGGUCAUUCGCAAAGCAAGCCUGGCAGUACAAGAGGAUGUGACAGAGACCCCCAAGAGCGCGUCAAUUCUUGGUUGGAUUUCUGGUCCAUUUAAGAGGCUUCAAGACUCUUUACCUUCACUUCCCAAUUUUGCUGUUACCCAUCUUAUCCGCGACAACAUAACCAAGGAUCUGCCCGUCUUUAACUAUGAUGAAUUCUUUGCGCAGAAGAUUGAAGAAAAGAAAAAUGACCAUACCUACCGCGUGUUCAAAACUGUGAAUAGAAAGGCAGAGGAAUAUCCAUUAGCGGAGUACCAUGAGCCGCUGGCUGAGAAGAAGAAUGUUUCGGUGUGGUGCAGCAAUGACUAUCUAGGGAUGGGCAGUCACUCACGUGUCCUGAAAGCCAUUAUGGAGACAGCACAGGAGUACGGUGCAGGAGCUGGGGGAACUCGGAACAUUUCUGGAACUAGCAAAUUCCACGUGGACCUAGAAUUGGAGCUAGCCAACCUCCACCAAAAGGAUGCCGCACUUCUAUUCACAUCUUGUUACGUGGCCAAUGACUCAACUCUCUUCACCCUGGCCAAACUGCUCCCAGGCUGUGAAAUCUACUCAGAUGCUGGGAACCACGCUUCUAUGAUCCAAGGGAUCAGGAACAGUGGCGUUCCGAAGUUUGUUUUCCGGCACAAUGAUGUUGAACAUCUAGAGCAGCUCCUGAAGAGGUCAGACCCAAAGACUCCCAAGAUCGUUGCAUUUGAAACUGUACAUUCAAUGGAUGGUGGCAUCUGUCCUUUGGAAGAGUUGUGCGAUGUCACUCACAAAUAUGGAGGCAUCACCUUUGUUGAUGAGGUACAUGCUGUUGGUCUGUAUGGAACUCAUGGAGCUGGCAUUGGUGAGCGGGAUGGCAUCAUGCACAAAAUAGACAUCGUAUCAGGAACACUUGGUAAAGCCUUUGGCUGCGUGGGUGGCUACAUCGCCAGCACAGCUUCACUCAUCGAUACAAUAAGAUCCUAUGCCGCAGGCUUCAUUUUCACCACAGCACUGCCACCGAUGGUGCUGGCAGGUGCCCUGGAGUCUGUGCGUAUCUUAAAGACUGAGGAAGGUCAGGCACUGCGUCGGUCUCAUCAGCGCAAUGUCAAGUACAUGCGCCAGUUGCUGAUGGACGCAGGUCUGCCAGUCAUCAACUGUCCUAGUCACAUCAUCCCCAUACAAGUGUGUGAUGCUGCAAAGAACACUGAGAUCUGCAACAUAAUGAUGCGUCGACAUGAUAUCUAUCUGCAGGCCAUUAACUACCCGACUGUUCCCCGGGGACAGGAGCUCCUACGACUUGCUCCAUCCCCACAUCAUGAACCCUGGAUGAUGGAUCACUUUGUGGAUUGUCUGGUUGACGUUUGGAAGGAGAUGGGACUCCCUAUCCAGUCAAUGUCCUCGGCAACCUGCAGCUACUGCCAACGCCCCCUACAUUUUGAGUUGAUGAGUGAAUGGGAGCGCUGUUACUUCGGCAGGAUGGAGGGGCAGUAUGUCACUGUAUGUGCCUGAAGCAACCGCUCUGGAGUUCAAUUCAGUAAACUAUUCUGACAUAAUUACAUUACAUAAUAGGAUAAGUAACCAUCUAUACACAUCAAUGAUGUUCUCAUAAAACCCUCAAUAUAACAUUGUUUGACAAACCUUAGAUCCUCUCUGUAACACUCUAUUACAACCCACACCUGUCACUGUAACAGACUGAUAUACCCCGCAGCCCUCACUAUAACACAGUGAUAUACCUCACACCCCUCACUGUAACACAGUGAUAUACACACUCCUCACUGUAACACACUGAUAAGUCCCACACCCCUCAUUGUAACACACUGUUACACUCCACACCCCUCACUGUAAUACACUGAUAUGUCCCACACUUCUCAUUGUAACACUGAUAUACCCACACCCCUCAUUGUAACACACUGAUAUACCCCACACCCCUCACUGUAACACAGUGAUAUACCCCACACCCCUCAAUGUAACACACUGAUACACCCCACACCCCUCACUGUAACACACUGAUAUACCCCACACCCCUCAAUGUAAUACACUGAUAUGUCCCAUACCCCUCACUGUAAUACACUGAUUUACCCCUCACCGUGAUACACUGAUAUGUCCCACACUUCUCAUUGUAACACACUGAUAUACCCCUCACCCCUCAUUGUAACACACUGAUAUACCCCACACCCCUCACUGUAACACAGUGAUAUACCCCACACCCCUCAAUUUAACACACUGAUAUACCCCACACCCCUCAAUGUAAUACACUGAUAUGUCCCAUACCCCUCACUGUAAUACACUGAUUUACCCCUCACCGUGAUACACUGAUAUGUCACACACCCCUCAUUGUAACAUACUGAUAUGUUUCACACCCUCAUUGUAACUCUGUGCUAUACUCAAUACCCUUCAUAGUAACAAUCUAAUAUAUUCCACACUGUUCGUUCUACGCCUCUGACAACACAGCAUUGUUAUGAUUCAGGGGGCCAUUCCCAUCAUGCCUGCAGCAUAUCUUUGAAUGAGUAUUAUUACCUAGUGCCAAUAUCCUGCUUUUGUUGCGUACUUUUACACACUAGUUCCAUCCAAAUAAUUAUCCAAUGCCUUCUUGAAUGCCUCAAUUGAACCUGCCUUCACCACAUUUACAGAUCCUGACUGAUAUACCCUAUUACCUUCACUGUAACAUUGAUACACGUCACAUUCCUCAUUGUAACUCUGAUUUAUCCCACACCUUCACUAUUAAACAAAUAUAUCCUAUGCCCCUCACAUUAACACUCUGAUAUAACCUACAAUCCACAACCGAAUGAUCUGCUAUCGGCUUUACUGAAAUUCCAAAUCUCUCUCACUGAUCUACUCCAGAUUGUUCACUAUAAUAGCAAGUUUAUAAAGGAGAAUAUUUUAUGCAAA
This is a messenger RNA of Stegostoma tigrinum, 3349 nucleotides long. RefSeq names its product 5-aminolevulinate synthase, erythroid-specific, mitochondrial-like. Gene Ontology annotation, biological process: hemoglobin biosynthetic process; erythrocyte development; heme biosynthetic process. The transcript has 11 exons. The record is from RefSeq and is a predicted model, not a curated record. Gene Ontology annotation, molecular function: 5-aminolevulinate synthase activity; pyridoxal phosphate binding. Lineage: Eukaryota; Metazoa; Chordata; Chondrichthyes; Orectolobiformes; Stegostomatidae. Gene Ontology annotation, cellular component: mitochondrion; mitochondrial matrix. The coding region runs from base 149 to 1969 and encodes 606 amino acids.